This is a messenger RNA of Phragmites australis (common reed), 1906 nucleotides long. Its product is annotated as peptidyl-prolyl cis-trans isomerase FKBP53-like. The coding region runs from base 1 to 1575 and encodes 524 amino acids. NCBI's taxonomy places the organism in Eukaryota, Viridiplantae, Streptophyta, Magnoliopsida, Poales, Poaceae. The record is from RefSeq and is a predicted model, not a curated record. Gene Ontology annotation, molecular function: peptidyl-prolyl cis-trans isomerase activity. The transcript is spliced from 11 exons.
AUGGUCGCAGGGGUGGAAGUGAAGCCCGGCGAGCCGUACAUCCAUCAGCCCUCCCGCGGUCGCCGCCUCAAGAUCACCCAGGCUAUGUUAGGCAAUCAUGUUGAUGUUGGCUGUAGCAUGCUACAGUGCAAUGUUGGCGAUAAGGAGCCUGUGAGGCUCUGUACAUUGAAUCCAAUGGAUGCUCUCAUGUGCCACCUAAAGCUAGAAUAUGAGGAGAGCGAAAAUGUUGUCUUCUCAGUUUUUGGGAAUAGCUCUGUUCACUUGUCAGGAUACUACAUCCAUUCCCACAUUGGUGAUCAUGGCCACUAUAGUGAGAAGCUCACAAGUAAAACUGCAAGUCCUACAGACUUGAUGAGAAAGCAUCAAGGCGAUGAGGCUGAUGGCAAGAAUGAUGCUUCUCUAAGGAAGCCUAAUACCGGUGAAGGAGAAGAUUUUAAAAUCAUGGAGUCCAACGCAGUGCACAUUGGGCCAACUCUAGGUGAUGAGAUGACACAGAAAGGGAAUGUUCUUCAGCCUGCUGUUCACGAGCAAAAUGCUCUCCAGACUGAAGGGAAACAUGAUGUAGAAAAGCACAUAAUCGGGCAAAUGAUGAUCUCUGAUGAAGGCUACCUUUUUAAUGAUGCUACUGAUCUACAAGGUGUUGAAAAACAAAAUGAACUGGAUCUACCAAGCCCAGCUAAAAAUUGUGGAAGUGUACACACUGAAAAGGGUCCUAUCAGUUCUCUCAGUGGUGAUCAUCAUGGAUACUACAGUGAAAAGAUCACUAGUAACAAUGCAAGUCCGAUAUGCUUCAAGAGAAAGCAUCAAGGCGAUGAGACAGAUGGCAAGAAUUAUGAUUCUUUGAAUGAGCCUAUACUUAUUGAAGAUGGGGAUGAUGAUGACGAUGAACACCUCCCUAUCCGUGUUGCUUACCUUAAGAGAAGGGCCGCCGAAAACAGGAGGAAGUGCAAGAUGCCGAGGAAAGAGCAUGUGCUAAGUGAUCAAAAUAGUGCCAUGGGUCAGGUGAAUGAUAAAAAAUAUUCAAAAGUCAUAGUCUCCAACGCAGUGCAUAUUGUGCCAACUCAAGACCACAAGAAUCACAAAGGCAAUGUUGUCCAAUGCAGUGCUGGUGCUGCAAAUCAAAGAACCGGACAAACCGGUUCUCCAAUCAUGGCUGAAGGUUUCCUUUUUGCUGGUGCUACUGAGCUACAAAAUGAAGAUGCUGAACAUUGUGGAAGUGUACACACUGGAAAGGGUCCCAUCCGCAAAAUAACACUUGAUAGUGGGCUGAUAAUAGAUGAUCUGAAUGUGGGAAGCGCUAAUGGAGUAGUUGCAUCUAAUGGCAGCGAGGUUACUGUGAAAUAUGUUGGUACGUUGCUGGAUGGGCAAAUUAUCGACCCUAUGGAUGUUUACAAGUUCAAGCUCGGUGCUGGACAUGUAAUUCUUGGAUGGGACCUCGGUAUUCCUGGUAUGUCUGUUGGUGGUAAAAGAAGACUUACUAUUCCUCCUGCUCUCGGCUAUGGGAACAAAGCACAAGAAAAUAUACCAUCACACUCAUGGCUCGUCUAUGAAGUUGAGUUAAUGGAAGUGGAGUGAUGUAAACAUGCCUCGCAGGCUUCGGUGCACCCAUCCUAGAUGAAGGCAGCCUAUGACAUAUUUUUUCGCUUUUGGACAAGAAAUUAGCAAUCUUUUGCGCCUAUUACGUGGUCCUCUGUCAUGGCUGGUACUCUGUGGAUGGUUAACUUAGUGGCAACCAUCCUUAUAUAUAGUUUUAUGUAGGUGGAGAGACUGUGGUUCUCUGUGACUAGGUUGCAUGUGCAUAGCAUCACCACUAAGCAUAGUGCUCGAACUUUAGCCGAUGUCGUUUCAGCCUUUUGUUGUUUCAUGUAUCAAGUCCGCUAUUUGCAAAUAUAAACUGUGUUCUUGU